AUGAAGCUCAAGAACGUCAACACGGACGCGUUACAGGCAGCUGUUGAUGCGCGCGCCCAGCAGCGGGCAGAAGGUGCAACCCAGAGAGAAGACGGUGAACAAGCAGAAGAAGGAGACGGCGCGCAGGAGGCGUCGGCGCCCGUAGCGACGCUCUCUAGUUGUGUGGACUACACAGACAUCCAAGACCACGAGCUCUACUACGUGGGUACAGCCGGAGUGAAGGUGACGGAACUGGAUGCAGUCGAGAUGCUACAGACGCUCAAGAAGCUGCACGUGCGGUCGAAUAUGCUGCGCUCAAUGGCGAGCGUAGCGUCGCUGGUUCACCUCGAGCACUUGGAGCUCUACGAUAAUCAGCUCCAGGUCAUUGAGGGCGUGCAGGGGCUCGUGAACUUGAAGGUGCUGGAUCUGUCGUUCAACGAGAUUCGAGAGAUUCCAGACCUGAGCCACUUGACGCAAUUGGAGGAGCUCUAUGUGGCCAACAACAAGCUGGCAAAGAUCUCGGGCAUUGAGAGUCUCGGCCAGUUGAAGAAACUGGAUCUUGGAGCGAAUCGUCUGCGAGCGAUUGAAGGUCUGGACGGACUCUUGCACCUUGAGGAGCUGUGGCUGGGGAAGAACAAGAUCACGGUGAUUAAGGGACUGGAGAAGCUGGUGAAGUUGCGGAUUAUUAGCGUGCAGAGCAAUCGUGUGGUGACAGUGGCGGGAUUCGAGAACAAUGCAGAGUUGGAGGAGCUGUAUCUGAGCCACAACGGUAUUGAGAAGAUUGAAAACAUUGAGCACUUGACAAAGCUACGUACCGUCGACUUCGCUGGCAAUCGCAUCACGAAUAUUCCAGCGAACAUGUCGCCACUCUCGCAACUGGAAGACUUGUGGCUAAACGACAACGAGGUCACGCAGUAUGAGGAUGUCGAGAGCCUGACUCCGCUGGCAGCGCUGCGCACGCUGUAUCUCGAGCGCAAUCCCCUCGCUCAGGACUUUGAGUACCGAAAGAAGGUGGAACAGCUGUUGCCACAGCUCGAUCAGAUUGACGCUACACCAACGACGCGUGCGAGACAAGGACGCAUGUGA
Messenger RNA from Peronospora matthiolae, 1065 nucleotides. The record is from the annotation of a GenBank genome assembly. Lineage: Eukaryota; Oomycota; Peronosporomycetes; Peronosporales; Peronosporaceae.